CCGGGCCGAGCCGGGCCGUGCGGGCCCGGGGCCGGCGCCAUGGCGUUGCCCGUGCUGUCCAGCUCGGCCGUGAAGUUCCGCCGGGUCCUGGCGCACUUCCCGCAGGAGCUCAGCCUGGCCUUCGCCUACGGCUCCGGGGUGUUCCGGCAGGCGGGGGCCUCGGCCGAGCAGGGCGAGACAAAUAUGCUGGACUUCGUGUUUGCUGUUGAUGAUGCUGUGACCUGGCAUAUGACAAACUUGUCAAAGAACAGGAGUCACUAUUCCUUCCUUAAAUUUUUUGGGCCCAAAAAGAUAAGUACUGUACAGAGAUAUGGAGCAGGAAUUUACUACAACACCUUAGUGCCAUGCAAUGACAGGAUGAUAAAAUAUGGAGUAAUUAGCACUGAUGCCCUGAUUGAGGAUUUGUUUCACUGGAAAACUCUCUAUGUGGCUGGGCGUCUACAGAAGCCGGUGAAAAUCCUGGCCCAGAAUGAGAACAGCAGGCUGCAAGCUGCUCUUGUCAGCAACCUGAAGAGUGCAGUGACAGCAGCCUUCCUCAUGUUGCCAGAGAGCUUCUCUGAAGAGGACCUUUACAUGCAGAUUGCAGGACUCUCCUACUCUGGUGAUUUCAGAAUGAUAAUAGGAGAAGACAAAUCCAAAGUGCAGAACAUAGUGAAGCCCAACGUUACCCAUUUCCAGAAGCUGUACAGUACCAUACUCCAGGACUGCCCUCAAGUGGUGUACAAGCACCAUCUGGGAAGGCUUGAGAUUGAUAAAAGUCCAGAAGGUCAAUUUACACAACUUAUGGCUUUGCCAAAGACCCUGCAACAAAAGAUUACUGCUCUGGUAAACCCUCCUGGAAAGAACAGAGAUGUGGAAGAAAUUUUACUGCAAGUUGCCCAUGACCCUGACUGUGGAUUUGUGGUGCAUCAAGGCAUUUCAGGAAUUGUGAGAUCCUCCAGUAUAGUGCAGAGUGCUAAAACCAUCCUGACAGCUGGGGCAAAGAAAUCUGUAACUUACAGUUUGAAGAAAUUAUAUAAGAUGGCAAAGGGAGGGUUAAAGAAGACCUCUUAAGUCUUUACAUACUGUGUAUGGGUAAAUAAAUGGUACUUUUUCUCUAAAUGUUUUGCAGAUGUGACUUUGCAUACUUGAGAUGAUUACAGUGUAUUUAAGAAGUCUGUUCUGAUGAUUUACAUGCCUAAUUUUCAUAAUGAAAUAGAAACUUUUUUAAUGGGAGGUUUGUUGGCAAUAAGGCAAAGGAAUUAUACUCUGUAAAUACUGGCACAAAUUUUCCUGUAUAUUUUGAAGAACCCUAAGUAUAAAAGAUUGAUUGUACAGAUGGAUUAAAACCCAAAAGUCACUCA
Messenger RNA from Catharus ustulatus (Swainson's thrush), 1343 nucleotides. RefSeq names its product TAM41 mitochondrial translocator assembly and maintenance homolog (gene TAMM41). Gene Ontology annotation, molecular function: phosphatidate cytidylyltransferase activity. The transcript is spliced from 8 exons. Lineage: Eukaryota; Metazoa; Chordata; Aves; Passeriformes; Turdidae. Bases 40 to 1053 code for a protein of 337 amino acids. Gene Ontology annotation, biological process: cardiolipin biosynthetic process; CDP-diacylglycerol biosynthetic process. The record is from RefSeq and is a predicted model, not a curated record. Gene Ontology annotation, cellular component: mitochondrion.